GUAAGGCAGGGUUAUCAGGGGUUAUAUAUUUGAUCCCUGCCCUCCCUGCAGGUUUAGCAGCAGCCUCCUCUUCACCUGGCCUCUGUACGUCACUGACUGAUACUCUGAGGUCUGAGCUCACCUGGAGUCUGACUUGAUCCCACAGCCAUGGGGGACGCAGAGAUGUCUGUGUUCGGGCCGGCUGCCUCGUACCUCCGGAAGUCGGACAAAGAGCGCAUGGAGGCGUCCACGCGUUCCUUCGACAUAAAGAAGGAAUGCUUUGUCCCGGAUCCAGUGGAAGAGUUUGUGAAGGCAACCGUCACCAGCAGAGAUGGAGAUAAGGUCACUGUGGACACCAAGAAUGGGAAGACUGUGACGGUGAAGGACGAGCAGCUCCUGCAGCAGAAUCCGCCAAAGUUUGACAAGAUUGAGGACAUGGCCAUGUUGACCUUCCUCCACGAGCCUGCCGUGCUGUUUAACCUCAAAGAGCGUUAUGCAGCGUGGAUGAUCUAUACCUACUCCGGGCUCUUCUGUGUGACUGUCAACCCCUACAAGUGGCUGCCGGUCUACAACCAAGAAGUGGUCAUUGCCUACAGAGGAAAGAAGAGGAGUGAAGCUCCUCCUCACAUCUUCUCCAUCUCUGACAAUGCCUACCAGUACAUGCUGUCAGACCGUGAAAACCAGUCGAUUCUGAUCACCGGAGAAUCCGGUGCUGGAAAGACUGUCAACACAAAGAGAGUCAUCCAGUAUUUUGCAAGUAUUGCAGCUGGAGGAGCAAAGAAAGACGUCAUGGUCAAAGACAAGGGUACCCUGGAGGAUCAAAUCAUCCAGGCUAACCCGGCUCUGGAGGCCUUUGGCAACGCCAAGACCAUCAGGAAUGACAACUCCUCCAGAUUCGGUAAAUUUAUCCGGAUCCACUUUGAUGCCAGAGGAAAACUCGCCUCGGCUGAUAUUGAAACAUACCUUCUGGAGAAGUCUCGUGUGGUCUUCCAGCUUAAGGCUGAGAGGGAUUACCACAUUUUCUACCAGAUUCUGUCCAACAAGAAGCCUGAACUCCUGGAGAUGCUGUUGAUCACAAACAAUCCCUACGACUACGCCUUCAUCUCUCAGGGGGAAACCCAAGUGGCCUCCAUUAAUGAUUCAGAGGAGCUCAUGGCAACAGACAGUGCCUUCGAUGUGUUGGGCUUCACCCAAGAGGAGAAGAACUCUGUGUACAAGCUGACCGGUGCCAUCAUGCAUCACGGCAACAUGAAGUUCAAGCAGAAGCAGCGAGAGGAGCAGGCAGAGGCUGACGGCACUGAAGAUGCUGACAAAGUUGCAUAUCUGAUGGGCCUGAACUCUGCUGACCUCAUCAAAGGUCUCUGUCACCCAAGAGUCAAAGUAGGAAAUGAGUGGGUCACCAAGGGACAGAAUGUUGCUCAGGUGACCUACGCCGUCGGUGCUCUGUCCAAGGCUGUUUAUGAGAAGAUGUUUUUCUGGAUGGUGGUGAGAAUCAACCAAUCACUGGAAACCAAGCAGCCUCGCCAGUACUUCAUUGGUGUGCUGGACAUCGCUGGAUUUGAGAUCUUUGAUUUCAACACCUUCGAGCAGCUGUGCAUCAACUUCACCAACGAAAAACUGCAACAGUUCUUCAACCACCACAUGUUUGUGCUGGAGCAGGAAGAGUACAAGAAAGAGGGCAUUGAAUGGACCUUCAUUGACUUUGGGAUGGACUUACAGGCCUGUAUUGACCUGAUUGAAAAGCCCAUGGGUAUCAUGUCCAUCCUUGAAGAGGAGUGCAUGUUUCCAAAAGCCUCUGACACCACCUUUAAAGCCAAGCUCUACGACAACCAUCUGGGGAAGUCUGCAAACUUCCAGAAGCCCAGAGUUGUGAAGGGGAAACCAGAGGCCCAUUUUGCCCUGAUGCACUACGCUGGAACUGUAGAUUAUAAUAUCAACAACUGGCUGGUGAAGAACAAAGAUCCUCUGAAUGAGACCGUCGUUGGACUCUACCAGAAGUCUAAUCUCAAGCUGCUUUCUAUACUCUUUGUAAACUACUCUGGAGCUGACUCAGCUAUGACCGACCAUGUUGAGGGCAAAAAGGAGAAGAAGAAAAAGGGAUCUUCAUUUCAGACUGUGUCAGCUCUUCAUAGGGAGAACUUGAACAAGCUGAUGACCAACUUGAGGUCUACUCACCCUCACUUUGUGCGCUGCAUCAUCCCCAAUGAGACCAAGACUCCCGGGGUCAUGGAGAACCCUCUGGUGAUGCACCAGCUGCGCUGUAACGGUGUGCUGGAAGGCAUCAGGAUCUGCAGGAAGGGAUUCCCAAACAGGAUCCUCUAUGGAGAUUUCAAACAGAGAUAUCGCAUUCUGAACCCUGCUGCCAUCCCUGAGGGACAGUUCAUCGACAGCAGGAAGGGAGCCGAAAAGCUUCUUGGGUCUCUGGAUAUUGAUCAUAAUCAAUACAAGUUUGGACAUACCAAGGUGUUCUUCAAAGCUGGACUUCUGGGUCUGCUUGAAGAGAUGAGAGACGAGCGUCUCUCCAAAAUCAUCACUGCGAUCCAAGCCAGAGCCCGAGGUCUUCUGUCUCGUCUUGAGUAUCAGAAAAGAUUUGAACGCAGAGACGCAUUGCUCGUGAUCCAGUGGAACAUCCGUUCAUUCAUGGGGGUCAAGAAUUGGCCCUGGAUGAAGCUGUACUUCAAGAUCAAACCUCUGCUGAGAUCUGCUGAGGCAGAGAAAGAGAUGGCCACUAUGAAGGAAGAAUUCCUGAAGCUGAAAGAGGCUUACGCAAAAUCUGAGACCCGCAGAAAAGAACUAGAGGAGAAAAUGGUCACACUUCUCCAAGAGAAGAACGACCUGCAGCUCCAAGUUCAAGCGGAGCAAGAUAACCUCUGUGAUGCAGAGGAGAGGUGUGAGGGGCUGAUAAAAAAUAAGAUUCAGCUUGAGUCAAAAUCCAAAGAGCUGGCGGAAAGACUGGAGGAUGAAGAGGAGAUGAACGCUGAACUGACGGCGAAGAAGAGGAAACUGGAGGAUGAGUGUUCAGAGUUGAAGAAGGACAUCGACGACUUAGAGCUAACUCUGGCUAAAGUGGAGAAAGAGAAGCAUGCCACUGAGAACAAGGUUAAAAACCUUGUGGAGGAGAUGGCUGCUCUGGAUGAAAUCAUAGCUAAGCUGACCAAGGAGAAGAAAGCCUUACAGGAAGCUCAUCAGCAAACACUGGAUGACCUGCAGAGUGAAGAAGACAAAGUCAACUCUCUGACCAAGGCCAAGGCAAAGCUGGAGCAGCAAGUGGAUGAUCUUGAAGGGUCCCUUGAGCAAGAGAAGAAAGUUCGAAUGGACCUUGAGAGAGCCAAGAGAAAGCUGGAGGGAGACUUGAAGUUGAGCCUGGAGACAGUCAUGGAUUUAGAGAAUGACAAGCAACAGCUGGAGGAGCGCCUGAAGAAGAAAGACUUUGAGAUCAGCCAGCUGAACGGGAGAAUCGAAGAUGAACAAUCCAUAAUCAUUCAACUUCAAAAGAAGCUGAAAGAGCUGCAGGCUCGUGUAGAGGAGCUGGAGGAAGAGCUCGAGGCAGAGCGAGCUGCCCGAGCUAAGGUGGAGAAGCAGAGAGCGGACCUGGCCAGAGAGCUGGAGGAGAUCAGUGAGAGACUGGAGGAGGCUGGAGGAGCAACGACUGCUCAGAUUGAGAUGAACAAGAAGAGGGAGGCAGAGUUCCUGAAGCUCCGCAGAGACCUCGAAGAGGCCACUCUGCAGCACGAAGCCACCACUGCCACGCUCAGGAAGAAACAGGCUGACAGUGUUGCUGACCUGGGAGAGCAGAUUGACAACCUGCAGAGAGUCAAGCAGAAACUGGAGAAGGAGAAGAGUGAGCUCAGACUGGAGCUGGAUGAUGUGGUGUCCAGUAUGGAACAUGUUGUUAAGUUCAAGACUAACUUGGAGAAGACCUGCAGGACCUUGGAGGAUCAAAUGAACGACUACAGGGGCAAGUGUGAUGAGUAUCAAAGAUCCCUCAAUGACUUCACCACCCAAAAAGCCAAGCUGCAGGCUGAGAAUGAUGAGUACUCGAGACAGCUGGAGGAGAAAGGCUCACUGAUUUCUCAGCUGACUAGAGCAAAGAACUCCUACACCCAACAACUUGAAGAUCUCAAGAGACAACUGGAGGAGGAAGUGAAGGCCAAGAAUGCUCUGGCUCAUGCAGUGCAGUCCGCUCGUCACGACUGCGACAUGCUCAGGGAGCAGUACGAGGAGGAGCAGGAGGCCAAGGCUGAACUCCAGCGCAGCAUGUCCAAGGCCAACUCUGAGGUGGCUCAGUGGAGAACCAAGUACGAAACUGACGCCAUCCAGAGGACUGAGGAACUAGAGGAAGCCAAGAAGAAGCUGGCUCAGCGUCUGCAGGACGCAGAGGAGGCUGUAGAAGCAGUGAAUGCUAAAUGUUCCUCUCUGGAGAAGACCAAACACAGAUUGCAGAAUGAGAUUGAAGAUCUCAUGGUGGAUGUGGAGAGGUCGAAUGCUGCUGCUGCUGCCCUGGAUAAGAAGCAAAGAAACUUUGAUAAGGUCCUGUCCGAGUGGAAGCAGAAGUAUGAGGAGUGUCAGUGUGAGCUGGAGAGCUCCCAGAAGGAGGCCAGAGCUCUCAGCACUGAGCUCUUCAAACUGAAGAACUCCUAUGAGGAGUCUCUGGAUCAUCUGGAGACCAUGAAGAGAGAGAAUAAGAAUCUUCAAGAGGAGAUUUCUGAUCUCACUGAGCAACUCGGUGAGGGAGGAAAAACCAUCCAUGAGUUGGAGAAGGUCCGGAAGCAGCUGGAGCAGGAAAAAACUGACAUCCAGUCUGCUCUGGAAGAAGCCGAGGCCUCCCUGGAGCAUGAAGAGGGAAAGAUUCUGAGAGCCCAGCUGGAGUUCGCCCAGAUAAAGGCAGAAAUGGAGCGUAAAAUAGCUGAGAAAGACGAGGAGAUGGAGCAGUGCAAGAGGAACUCCCAGAGGACCAUUGACACCCUGCAGAGCUCUCUUGAGGCUGAGACCCGCAGCAGGAAUGAGGCGCUCCGUUUGAAGAAGAAGAUGGAGGGAGACCUCAACGAGAUGGAGAUCCAGCUCAGCCAGGCUAACAGACAAGCUGCUGAGGCUCAGAAACAACUGAAAUCUGUUCAUGCACAUCUCAAGGAUGCUCAACUGCAGCUCGAUGAGUCUCUGCGAACCAAUGAAGAUCUUAAAGAGAACAUUGCGAUCGUUGAGAGACGCAACAACCUGCUUCAAGCUGAAGUGGAGGAGCUCAGGUCUGCUCUGGAGCAAAGUGAGAGAGGCCGCAAACUUGCCGAGCAAGAGCUGCUGGAUGUCAGCGAGAGGGUGCAGCUCCUGCACUCUCAGAACACCAGCCUGAUAAAUCACAAGAAGAAGCUGGAGGCAGACACAGCCCAGCUUCAAACCGAAGUGGAAGACGCGGUGCAGGAGUGCAGGAACGCUGAGGAGAAGGCCAAGAAGGCCAUCACUGAUGCCGCCAUGAUGGCAGAGGAGCUGAAGAAGGAACAGGACACCAGUGCUCACCUGGAGCGCAUGAAGAAGAACAUGGAGCAGACCAUCAAAGACCUGCAGCACCGUCUGGAUGAAGCUGAGCAGAUCGCUCUGAAGGGAGGGAAGAAGCAGGUGCAGAAGCUGGAGGCCAGGGUGAGGGAGCUGGAAAACGAGGUUGAAAUGGAGCAGAAGAAAAACGCUGAAGCUGUGAAGGGCGUCCGCAAAUACGAGCGCCGCAUCAAGGAGCUCACCUAUCAGACUGAGGAGGAUCGCAAGAACAUCGCCAGGCUUCAAGAUCUGGUAGAUAAGCUGCAGCUCAAAGUGAAAUCUUACAAGAGAUCUACUGAGGAAGCUGAGGAACAAGCCAACGUUCAUCUCGGCAAGUUCCGCAAGCUGCAGCACGAGCUGGAUGAAGCUGAGGAGAGAGCUGACAUCGCUGAGACUCAAGUCAACAAGCUGCGUGCCAAGAGCCGGGAUGCUGGCCCCAAGAAAGGGUUUGAGGAGGAGUGAGCCUGUGGAUCCUUUGGAGGAACCCUUUUUGCGUGCUGUGUACAGUAGAUCCCCUAAACUAUCCCUAUUCACAUCCUGUAGUCCUUAAUAAACCUCAUUGAGCUGCUCAUCA
Molecule: messenger RNA, 6079 nt
Organism: Notolabrus celidotus (New Zealand spotty)
Lineage: Eukaryota; Metazoa; Chordata; Actinopteri; Labriformes; Labridae
Product: myosin-7
Exons: 39
Coding region: 148-5967 (1939 amino acids)
Cellular component (GO): myosin complex
Molecular function (GO): actin filament binding; ATP binding; cytoskeletal motor activity
Source: RefSeq, a predicted model, not a curated record